AUGGGGAGCGGGGCCAGCGCCGAGGACAAGGAGAUGGCCAAGAGGUCCAAGGAGCUGGAGAAGAAGCUCCAGGAGGACGCGGAUAAGGAGGCCAAGACGGUCAAGUUGCUCUUGCUGGACCGACCCGCCGAGUACCAACUCAACGACUCGGCCGCGUAUUACCUGAACCAGCUGGACAGGAUCACAGCUCCCGGAUAUCUCCCCAACGAGCAGGACGUGCUGCGAUCCCGAGUGAAGACCACGGGCAUCAUCGAGACCAAGUUCUCCGUCAAAGACCUGAAUUUCAGGAUGUUCGACGUGGGAGGGCAGAGAUCGGAGCGCAAGAAGUGGAUCCACUGCUUCGAGGGGGUGACCUGCAUCAUCUUCUGCGGGGCGCUGAGCGCCUACGACAUGGUGCUGGUGGAGGACGACGAAGUGAACCGCAUGCACGAAUCCCUGCACCUCUUCAACAGUAUAUGCAACCACAAGUUCUUCGCCGCCACGUCCAUCAUCCUCUUCCUCAACAAGAAGGACCUUUUCGAGGAAAAGAUCAAGAAGGUCCAUCUCAGCAUCUGCUUCCCAGAUUACGACGGUCCCAACACGUUUGAAGACGCGGGAAACUACAUCAAGACCCAAUUCCUCGACCUCAACAUGCGGAAGGACGUGAAGGAGAUCUACAGCCACAUGACCUGUGCCACAGACACGCAGAACGUCAAAUUCGUCUUCGACGCCGUCACGGAUGUCAUCAUCAAAGAGAACCUCAAUGACUGCGGCCUCUUCUGA
Charadrius vociferus (killdeer) is the source of this 762-nucleotide messenger RNA. RefSeq names its product guanine nucleotide-binding protein G(t) subunit alpha-2-like. Bases 1 to 762 code for a protein of 253 amino acids. The transcript has 6 exons. Lineage: Eukaryota; Metazoa; Chordata; Aves; Charadriiformes; Charadriidae. Gene Ontology annotation, biological process: adenylate cyclase-modulating G protein-coupled receptor signaling pathway; detection of chemical stimulus involved in sensory perception of bitter taste. The record is from RefSeq and is a predicted model, not a curated record. Gene Ontology annotation, cellular component: photoreceptor inner segment; photoreceptor outer segment; heterotrimeric G-protein complex. Gene Ontology annotation, molecular function: GTP binding; G-protein beta/gamma-subunit complex binding; GTPase activity.